Cokeromyces recurvatus is the source of this 1261-nucleotide messenger RNA. Its product is annotated as putative methyltransferase-domain-containing protein. The record is from RefSeq and is a predicted model, not a curated record. The coding region runs from base 63 to 1199 and encodes 378 amino acids. The transcript has 3 exons. NCBI's taxonomy places the organism in Eukaryota, Fungi, Mucoromycota, Mucoromycetes, Mucorales, Mucoraceae.
ACUUUUUUUUUUUUCGUUUCCUUUUACUCUUUCUUUUACUUUUACUUCUACUUUAUAUCAUAAUGCUAAUUACAUCACCUCAUACUACUAUCGAACUUACAUCAUCGUUUUGUGGUAAAAAUAGUACUUCUUCUUCUGAUAAUAGCGGGCAUUUUAAGAAAGCCCUUUAUAGAAAUAGUAAGGUACACAGAAUCAUAUUAAGUGAUAAUAUAAGGGAAUCCAACUUAAAAUUAAAUACCUGGUAUAUCGUAAACUUAAAACUCGUUACUGAAAUGGGUUUACCUGUUCAUAUAUUACCUUCUUCUACUAUCUAUAAUCGUCGUCUUCCCCAACAAAGUCCCCUUUCUUUAUGUUUAGGACCAUUUCAAUUAAAAGAUGGAAAAGAUGUCGAACCAUUAUCAAAGACUGUCAUUUUAUGGGAUCAUCUACCAAAAAAUGUUGUCAAUACUUAUAGACUACUUCCACUAGUUAAACAAAAUCAAUACAUGAUGCUUCAAGAGGUAUGGGAUCAUGGAACACCAGGCAAACUUUGGGAUUCAGCUUUAGUCAUGAAUUAUGUGUUAAAUAGAUUGUUUCAAGUGGAUAAAAAUUAUCUUUCUGGAUCAACAAUACUUGAUCUAAGUGCAGGAGUUGGAUGUAUCGGUUUAUCUAUUGCAAAGAAUUGCAAUUUAUAUCAGACUAUAAAUCCACCAAAGAUCGUUUUAACAGAUGUAGAAGAAGCAUUACAAUUAAUAAGAACAAAUCAACACUUAAAUCAAAUUUCAACUUCUCAUGUGUCAAUUGAACGAUUAAAAUGGGGAUCAACAUCAGAUAUUGAAGAUAUCGUUGUUAAACAAAAAUAUUUCAAUUAUAUUCUUGUAUCAGAUGUACUUUAUGAUACUAAAGAUUUUCCUAUUUUAAUCGAUACCUUCUAUCAACUACUUGAGAAAAAUAGAAAUGCGAUUAUUUUAAUGGGAUAUAAACCUCGAGGAUUAAGUCAACAUGAAGAGAAUUUAUUCUUUGAUACGUGUGAAAAAUUAUUAGAAAUAGAGAGAUUAGAUGUAGAAUCUUUUAGUCAUGAAUUUAUUCAGAAAAGGAAUAAGUCUUCUAUAAUAACAGUAAUAGGAAAUGAUGAUAGAUUAUUAUUAGAACAUACAGGUGUUCGUCUAUAUAGAAUUACUUGGGGGAAAAAAAAGAAAAAGAUGAUGUAUUACUUUUAAUAUUUCUUGAAGCUAUUUCACUGUUGUAGUAUUUACUAUUAUUAUUGUCUGUAAUAUGUAAU